Molecule: messenger RNA, 613 nt
Organism: Pieris rapae (cabbage white)
Lineage: Eukaryota; Metazoa; Arthropoda; Insecta; Lepidoptera; Pieridae
Product: acidic repeat-containing protein-like
Exons: 2
Coding region: 43-447 (134 amino acids)
Source: RefSeq, a predicted model, not a curated record
GGCACAAAGAGUCAUUACGGAGGUUGACUUUAUCUUGAUAACAUGUCUUCAUCUUCAGAUGACGAAGAUAACAUGUCUUCAUCUUCAGAUGACGAAGAUAGCAUGUCUUCAUCUUCAGAUGACGAAGAUAACAUGUCUUCAUCUUCAGAUGACGAAGAUAACAUGUCUUCAUCUUCAGAUGACGAAGAUAGCAUGUCUUCAUCUUCAGAUGACGAAGAUAACAUGUCUUCAUCUUCAGAUGACGAAGAUAACAUGUGUUCAUCUUCAGAUGACGAAGAUAACAUGUCUUCAUCUUCAGAUGACGAAGAUAACAUGUCUUCAUCUUCAGAUGACGAAGAUAACAUGUCUUCAUCUUCAGAUGACGAAGAUGCGCUCGCUUUGCUGCAACUCAUUAAUAUGCGGGACAGGCGACGAAACGACGUGCGCGUGCACGUUGAGUAUAAUUAACAACGUGCCGUUUACGUACAUUUUGUGACGCGUUUUGAAGCAGCAAGAUGCCUGCACCUUACGCCUUUUCUGUGUUUCGCGCCUAUGCAAUAAAUAAUAAACAACUAUAGUCGUAAAACACAUAAGCAUAUUUGAUUAUUGUCAUAAUUAAACACGUUUAAAUCGA